CCCGCAUUGUCAGAGGAGGACAAGACGCACAUAUCUUUGCGAAAUAGGUCCACUGGGAAAAGAUCUAGUAAUAUUACAUUUAACUGACCAUGGCAAACAGAGGACCCAGUUAUGGACUGAGCCGUGAGGUGCAGGAGAAGAUAGAUCAAAAGUAUGACCCAGAGUUGGAGUCUCGGCUGGUAGACUGGAUCAUCACACAGUGUGGAGGAAACAUAGAGAGACCACAGCCAGGGAAACAAAACUUUCAAAACUGGCUCAUGGAUGGCACUAUUCUCUGUAGACUCAUUAAUAGUUUGUAUCCGCGUGGUAAGGAGCCUAUUAACAAGAUCCCAGAGACUCAGAUGGCCUUUAAGCAGAUGGAAAAGAUCUCCCAGUUCCUUCAGGCAGCUGAAGCAUAUGGAGUAAUCACCACAGACAUUUUUCAGACAGUGGACUUAUGGGAAGGAAAAGAUAUGGCUGCUGUCCAGAGAACUCUAAUGGCCCUGGGUAGCGUUGCUCUCACCAGAGACGAUGGGCAUUACCGAGGUAACCGAGACUGGUUUCACAGAAAGUCUCAAAGCAACCGGCGAGAGUUUUCUGAGGAGCAGUUGCGCCAUGGUCAGAAUCUGAUUGGCUUGCAGAUGGGCAGUAACCGUGGGGCAUCUCAAUCUGGCAUGACUGGUUAUGGCAUGCAUCGGCAGAUUAUGUAAAACGAUACUACUUCCCAAAACUUGCCUAAAACACCCAGAAGACCUUAAACCCCCCUAACCCCAGCCCAAACCGAGCAGUGCUCCUUCUCAGUCCUUGAUGGUGAAGUCUAUUUGAUGAAGAAGGGCAGUCUUAGUAACAUUGGAAACCGAAGUAUAGCGGUUAUAAGAAUGUUAUUUCAUCCCAUUUUAAAAUGAUAUAAGGUAUAAGCAUGCUAGAUAUAUCUAUUUUAUUUUUGGUUAACUUAACUUAUAAAAGGAUAAGUUUAUUUAUUUGUAAAUGUAUGCUAAUAGAGGUAGUAAUUCUUAUAAACAUAUCAAGCCAAUUAACUAAAGUCCAAACAACUGUCUUACUCUCGACGAGAAAACAGUAUGUUAAAAAAACAAAUAACGGACAGAAAACAAUUGCAACUUCUUACUACUUUACACAGUGUUUGAAUGUACAGUAAUGGCAAAAAGUUUUCAAACCUAAAAUAUUGCACUUUGCUGAUACUGUAUUGCACCUGUUGUUAUUGCUGGGUAACUGUGAUCAACUUUUAUGCUGUUUUUAUAGCAUAAAUAAAGGAUGGCAGUGCACAUACUAACAAAUGUACUGUAUGCAGAUUAAUACUGUAUGUCAUAUGUGUUUGUGUUGCCCAUAGUGUGUUUCUGUUGAGAAAUGAGUUUCUUCAUAAGCUUGGUGUUGUUUUGGUGUUCACGUAUGGUGGAAGUGUUUAA
Myxocyprinus asiaticus (Chinese sucker) is the source of this 1403-nucleotide messenger RNA. Its product is annotated as transgelin-3-like. NCBI's taxonomy places the organism in Eukaryota, Metazoa, Chordata, Actinopteri, Cypriniformes, Catostomidae. The coding region runs from base 90 to 689 and encodes 199 amino acids. The record is from RefSeq and is a predicted model, not a curated record. Gene Ontology annotation, molecular function: protein binding. The transcript is spliced from 5 exons.